CCGCCAGGCUCUGCAAUCGCUCGUAGAGAUCAUCGCUUUGCCCAGGCGGUUGUGUAGAUCCAACUGGAGACAGGGCCCAAACCAUGGCGGAGAAGACUCAAAAGAGUGUGAAGAUUGCACCUGGAGCAGUUGUGUGCGUAGAGAGUGAGAUCAGGGGUGAUGUAACUAUAGGACCCAGGACAGUGAUCCACCCUAAAGCACGAAUCAUUGCGGAAGCCGGGCCCAUAGUGAUCGGCGAAGGUAACCUAAUAGAAGAACAGGCGCUCAUUAUAAAUGCUCACCCUGAUACCAUCACUCCUGAUACCGAAGAUCCAGAACCCAAACCUAUGCUCAUUGGCACCAAUAAUGUGUUUGAAGUUGGGUGUUAUUCCCAAGCCAUGAAAAUAGGAGAUAAUAAUGUUAUUGAAUCAAAAGCAUAUGUAGGCAGAAACGUAAUAUUGACAAGUGGUUGCAUCAUCGGGGCCUGUUGCAACCUGAACACGUUCGAAGUCAUCCCUGAGAACACAGUGAUCUAUGGCACAGACUGCCUUCGUCGGGUGCAGACUGAGCGACCACAGCCCCAGACACUACAGCUGGAUUUCCUGAUGAAAAUCUUGCCAAACUACCACCACCUAAAGAAGACUAUGAAAGGAAGCUCAACUCCAGUUAAGAACUAAGAACAAUAUGUGACAUCAAGAUAACAUUUGUCUUUGACCACUCUCUUUUGAAAGAGCCAGUGUUUAUGCACUCUUAGCAGUCCACAGAAUAAUACAUGUUAACUUGAUCUUGUAAAAUUGAGUUAGGAAAGUAAUAGAUUUUCAUUGUAACUGUCCUCUAUAAUUUAUAUAAAAUGUAUUAUUUUCUGAUGUCCUUGUCCCAUUUCUGAUAAUUUACAGAGUUUUUGUUCUGUGUUGUUUUGUUAUAUAAAAUGUUGGCCAUGAAUUUUAGUUAUAUGAAAGACUACCCAUGAUAAGAAAGAACAUACUGUUAUGUAUUUAUAUUCUGGCAUUUACUAAACUAAAUAAAAAUGUUGAUGAUGACAGGACUUUUAGUGAAUAUACUUUAAUCAGUUUUUCUACUUGCAUGAACUUUCCCAAAAUAGCUCUUUUAAUUUUUAUUGUGUACUAGCCGUAUAUUAAAGCUAAUGUGUUU
Molecule: messenger RNA, 1131 nt
Organism: Hippopotamus amphibius kiboko
Lineage: Eukaryota; Metazoa; Chordata; Mammalia; Artiodactyla; Hippopotamidae
Gene: DCTN6
Product: dynactin subunit 6
Exons: 7
Coding region: 84-656 (190 amino acids)
Biological process (GO): mitotic spindle organization
Cellular component (GO): dynactin complex
Molecular function (GO): dynein complex binding
Source: RefSeq, a predicted model, not a curated record